Molecule: messenger RNA, 537 nt
Organism: Budorcas taxicolor (takin)
Lineage: Eukaryota; Metazoa; Chordata; Mammalia; Artiodactyla; Bovidae
Product: 60S ribosomal protein L18a-like
Exons: 1
Coding region: 10-513 (167 amino acids)
Biological process (GO): translation
Cellular component (GO): cytosolic large ribosomal subunit; ribosome
Molecular function (GO): structural constituent of ribosome
Source: RefSeq, a predicted model, not a curated record
UAGAGCGCCAUGAAGGCCUCAGUGAUGCUUCCAGAGUAUAAGGUGGUGGGGCGCUGCCUGCCGACCCCCAAAUGCCACACGCCGCCCCUCUAUCGCAUGAAAAUUUUUGCACCUAAUGAUGCUUUUGCCAAGUCCCGCUUCUGGUACUUUGUGUCUCAGUUGAAGAAGAUGAAGAAAUCCUCGGGGGAAAUCGUCUACUGUGGACAGGUGCUAGAGAAAUCUCCCUGGCGAGUGAAGAACUUCGGCUUCUGGCUACGCCAGGACUCCCGCAGCGGCACCCACAUGGACCCGGACCUGACCACCGCUGGCGCCAUCACCCAGUGCUACCGGCACCGAGCCUUGGCCCACUCUAUCCAGAUCAUAAAGGUGGAGGAGAUCGCAGCCGGCAAGCGCCGCCGACCAGCGAUCAAGCAGUUCCACGACUCCAAGAUCAAGCUCCUACUGCCCCACCGGGUCCUCCGUGGCCAGCACAAGCCACGCUUCACCACCAAGAGGCCCAACACCUUCUUUUAGGUGCAGGACCUCUGUCCCCGGGUC